Molecule: messenger RNA, 651 nt
Organism: Penicillium lagena
Lineage: Eukaryota; Fungi; Ascomycota; Eurotiomycetes; Eurotiales; Aspergillaceae
Product: sugar O-acetyltransferase
Exons: 3
Coding region: 1-651 (216 amino acids)
Molecular function (GO): acetyltransferase activity
Source: RefSeq, a predicted model, not a curated record
AUGGCAUCAUCAGCAAAAGAUCCAAGUGUGAUUUCGGAACUCCAGAAGAGCCAUGUUCCCGUGCCUUGGUGUGAUGAAUACGAGAAGAUGAUUAGUGGGUUGAACUUUUCUACGUACAACUCUCCGGAAAUGCAGGAAUAUAAACUGGGAACCCUGAAGAAGUUAAAUGAUUUCAAUAAUCUGGCAAUCCCCGAAAACAGCACGCUUACAUCGUUAAAGCAACGGCGGAUGGCUGUAGCCAAGUCUAUGCUUGGUCAAUUAGGAGAGGGAGCUAAUAUUGAACCGCCCUUUUUCGUCGGCUGGGGCUGCAAUGUAUUCAUUGGAGACGGGGUUUAUAUCAAUCGCGAAGUGUCACUUUAUGACAACGCCCUCAUCCGCAUUGGCGACCGCGUCCUUAUUGGGCCGGGCGUGUGUAUUUGCACGGGGACUCACAAGACUGCGGCGAAGGACCGACAAGAAGCGAGUGGUACGUCUUUUGCUCGCCCGAUCACCAUUGAGGCGGACUGCUGGAUCGGCGCACGAGCUACCAUACUAGACGGAGUGCGUAUUGGAGCAGGCACUACCAUUGCAGCUGGUGCUGUGGUCACGCAGGAUAUUGAGGCUGGGUGUCUGGCUGGCGGUGUGCCUGCGAAGGUAUUGCGAAGACUUUAG